AUGAUAAAUUUAAAAAAAAAUUCUGAUUCAGAUAUUGAAUCCCUCAUUGAAUCUAUGUUGAGAUUAAUGGAAUAUAUGAAUGCUAAUCCAAGUUUUAAGAGGAAAAUGUUUGAAUCUUUUAAUCAUGAAGAUUUGAAUAAAAUUUAGAAAAAUUUGAAUGAUAAAAAGAAUAUCACUCUUAGAAAGAUUUCUUGUUUAUUUUUAUGUUGUAUAUUGUAGAAUGAAGAGAAUUGUGAAAGCUUUUUAAAAUUAUCUGAUUUAAUACCAGUUAAUUCAAAAAUUACCAUAAAUGGUAUUCCAGAAAAGAUUUCAAAAUAUGUUUCAUAUGAUACAAUAUUAAAAUUAAAAAAUGCUUAGUUUUAAGAAAACUCAUUAUGUUGGUAUUAUACUUAUCAAAUGGCUAAGGAAUAAUAAUCAUCUUUGUAAUUCUUUUCUUUGAAUUAUUCAGAUAUUAGAAAAUCAAUUACAGAAUUUGUUGAUCCUCUAGAUUCAAUUAUUGGAAUAGUUUAUGAAAAAUAGAGAAUGUCUAAAACAAUAGCUCUAAAUAAUGAGAUUUCUAUAAGAGAUAAAAGAAAUCAAUUAUAAAAAUUAAGUGUGUCCCCUAUUCCUAAAUAAUAGUAAAUUGGAAGUACAACUAAUAAUAAUAAUAAUGUUUCUUAAGAAAAAUAUUAAAAAAGGUAUGUAAUAUCAAAAGCCUAAUAAUUUAAUUAAACAUAUAAAUUAUAAGAUCAUUCAGCUGAAAGAAAGAGUGUUAAUUAUGAUAUUUUAAGGAAUAAAAUAUUAGAAUAAUAAAACACAAGAAAUACAAUGAUAAAUUAAAAACCUAAUAAGGAGAUUUAAUCUACAAGUAUGGAAUUGAAAUUAAGAUUACUAAAAAAUUAAUGA
Messenger RNA from Paramecium primaurelia, 885 nucleotides. Lineage: Eukaryota; Ciliophora; Oligohymenophorea; Peniculida; Parameciidae. The record is from the annotation of a GenBank genome assembly.